Messenger RNA from Armigeres subalbatus, 1620 nucleotides. Its product is annotated as actin-5C. The transcript is spliced from 2 exons. The record is from RefSeq and is a predicted model, not a curated record. The coding region runs from base 221 to 1351 and encodes 376 amino acids. NCBI's taxonomy places the organism in Eukaryota, Metazoa, Arthropoda, Insecta, Diptera, Culicidae.
ACAGUUCUUGUAAUCGUGCUGUGAACAUUAUUUAGUUUAACAAGAGACAAAGAGUGGUUCGAAGAGUGUCUGCAAGCCGUAGCUUAACAUUUUCUGUGAAAACUAAAAGCUACGCUGAUCCUGUCUCUUCCUCGAAGGAACACCACACGCAGAAUUACACACACAAUUAAUUUAUUUGUAAUUUAGGAUUUUUUAUAUUUAAUAAACCAAAUAUAUCAACAUGUGUGACGAAGAGGUUGCCGCGCUCGUUGUCGACAAUGGAUCCGGUAUGUGCAAGGCCGGUUUCGCCGGAGACGAUGCCCCCCGGGCCGUCUUCCCGUCCAUCGUCGGACGCCCACGUCACCAGGGUGUGAUGGUCGGUAUGGGACAGAAAGACUCGUACGUCGGUGACGAAGCCCAGAGCAAACGUGGUAUCCUGACCCUGAAGUACCCGAUCGAGCACGGUAUCGUCACGAACUGGGACGAUAUGGAAAAGAUCUGGCAUCAUACUUUCUACAAUGAGCUGCGUGUUGCCCCCGAGGAGCACCCAGUCCUGCUCACAGAGGCCCCUCUGAACCCGAAGGCUAACCGCGAGAAGAUGACUCAAAUCAUGUUCGAAACCUUCAACACACCGGCCAUGUACGUCGCCAUCCAGGCCGUGCUGUCCCUGUACGCCUCCGGUCGUACCACCGGUAUUGUGCUCGAUUCCGGUGAUGGUGUCUCCCACACAGUACCCAUCUACGAAGGUUAUGCCCUGCCCCACGCCAUCCUGCGUCUGGAUUUGGCCGGUCGCGAUCUGACCGAUUACCUGAUGAAGAUCCUGACCGAGCGUGGAUAUUCGUUCACAACCACUGCCGAACGUGAAAUCGUUCGUGACAUCAAAGAAAAGCUCUGCUACGUCGCCCUGGACUUUGAGCAAGAAAUGGCCACCGCUGCCUCGUCCUCCUCCCUGGAGAAGUCCUACGAACUGCCCGACGGACAGGUCAUCACCAUCGGAAACGAACGCUUCCGUUGCCCGGAAGCUCUCUUCCAGCCAUCCUUCCUGGGUAUGGAAGCCUGCGGUAUCCACGAAACCACAUACAACUCGAUCAUGAAGUGCGAUGUCGACAUCCGAAAGGAUCUGUACGCCAACACAGUAUUAUCCGGCGGUACCACCAUGUACCCAGGAAUCGCCGAUCGUAUGCAGAAGGAAAUCACCGCCCUCGCCCCAUCCACCAUGAAGAUCAAGAUCAUCGCCCCACCAGAGCGCAAAUACUCCGUCUGGAUCGGUGGCUCCAUCCUGGCCUCGCUGUCCACCUUCCAGCAGAUGUGGAUUUCCAAGCAGGAAUACGACGAGUCCGGCCCAUCCAUCGUCCACAGGAAGUGCUUCUAAGCAUCUUCUUAUCUUAUUAUUACUAAUAAUAACAACACAACACUCUUCAACCAACAUCAACAACAACAAUGAAAAACCAACAGCAACAGCAGCAUCAACAACAUCAACAGCAACAGCGCAAAGUAAUGAUGAGACAAAAAACGCGAGUAAGAGAGAGAUUACAAGAACAACAGCAUCAACCAAUUCCAGCAAGAAGUUGAAAAAAGACAUAAACAUUCGAAAAACAACUUAAAAUAAAAAGACAAUUCCUGUAUUAUUACUUAUAAUAA